Messenger RNA from Peronospora belbahrii, 1326 nucleotides. NCBI's taxonomy places the organism in Eukaryota, Oomycota, Peronosporomycetes, Peronosporales, Peronosporaceae. The record is from the annotation of a GenBank genome assembly.
AUGAAGGUGGCUUUCGAGUGCAUUGCGGAUGCGGUGCGUCGCACUCGUGGGUGUAUGAUCUCCAACGCCAUUGAAGCUCGCUUUGUUCCCGGUAUGGGUGUAGGAAUUGUGGCAUGUGACCAUAUUCCAAAGAAUACGGUGGUAUUCCAGGCUGGUUACGACGCCUGGUAUCCAUUUUCAGCAGAGUAUGCUCUAGAGACGGCACAGCAGAAAGCUCCAGGCUUUUUUCAGCAAUGGAAUCAGCUACUGGAAUCAAACAGGUCGCUUAGGAAUGGAUCGCUCUUUGUACCCAGUGCACUCGUGCUAGGGGUUCACAUGCUGGUGAAUUUUCCACAUGCGGAAGAUCCACAUGCGACGCUGAAGGCCAUUGCAAAUGUUGAGACCCCAUCGCUAGACAAGCUAUAUGUAAAUGCACUGCCACGCUCUGUAGAUCUGCCAUUGCUGUGGAAUGACAGGCAAUUUGAAGAGCUGCAAGGGUGUAUAGAGGCGCGCCGGGCAAUGCAGCACGGAAAGCGCUUUUAUAUGCAAAUGUAUCACUACUUCUUUGGCAGCAACAAUCAGCUCGUGAAUCCAAAAGCAUUCUUCUGGGCCAUCUCGAUCCUAAUGUCACGCGCAACGUCCGGCCAGAAUCAACCGUUGACGCUUGUCCCUUUCUUUGACUGGUUUAAUCACGCUGACAACGGGGACGAGUGCGUGCAGGAAUUUGACCCCCAAAAGGGUUUUACAGUACAUACCACAAAGUCCUAUAAACCGGGCGAACAGCUAUUCAUUAGUUAUGGCAACCAUGGGAACCUUCGGCUUCUUCGCAAUUACGGGUUCACAAUUCCUGCCAACCCGUACGAUGUCAUCAAUCUUCCCAUGCCAGGACUGCUGCAACGGCCAGACUUGGCAGACCCUGCUUUCUCUCAGAAGCGAGAGUUAUUCUUAGCUGCUGCUGGUAGUCAAGCAGACGUACCAGCUCUCAAAAGCUUAACGAUCCAGAACAAUGGAAAUCUUGACCCAAACGCAAAGCAUUGGCUGGAGAUAAUGCUCGCUACACCGGACGAGUUGAGUGAGAUUUUGAGACAAGCAGCAAUGCGACCGACAACAGGAGCAGAGUUGACCUCAUCGCUUCGGAUUCCUUCGUCGUUGACGCGUAAAGUCAAUGCUGAAGUUCGAAACCUGGUGACAAGACGAAUGAAGGAGCACUGUUCUACAUUCGAGGAAGACGACGCAUUUCUUCGUGCCAACGAGCAGCAAAUGACGCCGUGGCUACGAUCAUGCCUCCACCUUCGAAUGAGCGAAAAACAAACGCUGAUUCGAGCAGCGGCUAAAUAUUCUCGAUAA